Magnolia sinica is the source of this 745-nucleotide messenger RNA. RefSeq lists its product as uncharacterized. Bases 115 to 615 code for a protein of 166 amino acids. The record is from RefSeq and is a predicted model, not a curated record. Lineage: Eukaryota; Viridiplantae; Streptophyta; Magnoliopsida; Magnoliales; Magnoliaceae. The transcript is spliced from 3 exons.
CCAUUUCAUUCCAAACCCAUUUUGAAACGGCUUUUUUUGUAACGAGAAAUACAGAAAAGCAAUUUAAAUACAAACACCCCAAGAAUUUUUAUUAUUAUUCGACAGUGAAUCGAAAUGGAUGACAACAUGAAACAACUGCAACAGAUUCUAAUGGAGGUUGAAACUGAAGCUGAGCAUCUCCUUCUUGCACGGCAGCAGCUAGUCGAAAAUGAUAAACUAAGGAAUGGAAAUAGAGAGGCCUUGACGGCUCUCCGUAAGAGAGCCCGCACCACGAAGACAAGCGUACCAUCUCCUUUCGAGUCGAUCAUGAGAGAAAUUGGUGGAUCCGAAUCGAAGCCUCUGGUGAAGGAGGUAUGUCGGACAUGUGGCGAUCAUGACUCGACGGAGCAUACGUGGAUGAUGUUCCCCGGUUCGGAUGUUUUCGCUCGAGUACCAUUUCAUGCUGCCCAUACUAUCUUAGAAAAAGAUCAAGAACGACUGGACUACAAUGCAAAGAAAUUACAGAGCUACGUGAAAGAAAAGUCCUUGUGGAUUUCAGAAAGAGGGGGUCUUGAUGACAAGAUUAGUCCAGGUGUCCUCAGAUCUCUGGUAACCCUGACAGACAAAUCAAAUUAACUUUUGAUAACUUAGUCGUCCUCACCCAUGGCUUGGGGCUCUAGUUGUUCUGCUUACUAUUUCUCAUCAAUGUAGCCUGCAAUUUGGUUGUGGAAACGAGCUAGAAACUUCAGUUAAAUUUCUUGUUGAA